Messenger RNA from Puntigrus tetrazona (Sumatra barb), 1565 nucleotides. RefSeq names its product CD48 antigen-like. The transcript has 4 exons. NCBI's taxonomy places the organism in Eukaryota, Metazoa, Chordata, Actinopteri, Cypriniformes, Cyprinidae. Bases 147 to 938 code for a protein of 263 amino acids. The record is from RefSeq and is a predicted model, not a curated record.
AAUGCGAUGUGUCUAAAAAGUGUAGUGGGCGGGUGAUGGUGCUCAGAUAUUAUUGGUGGAUGAAUCACACGCAGCACUAUAUCACAGUUUAACACCGUCUUUAGUUCACUUACGUGUUCACACACUUAAAGUGCUGUUCUCUGAAAAUGCUUCACACGUUUAUUUUGUUCUGUUUGUGUCUGGUUGGUGUGUUUGGUGUUCAUGCAUUGGAGUCAGUGUCGGUUCUGGAGGGAGAUUCAGUCUCUCUAGACUCUGGUUUAACUAAAAUAACAGAUGAAGAUCUGAUUAUGUGGAAGUUUGGAGCUGAAAACACUUUAAUAGCUAAAAUCGAUGUAAUGGUCGGCAGUGCUACUGUAUAUGAUCAUGUUCUUGAUGAGAGAUUCAGAGACAGACUGAAGGUGGAUCAUCAAACUGGAUCUCUGAUCAUCACUAACAUCUCAACUCUACACACUGGAGAAUAUCAACUACAGUCCAGCAGUGUGAGAAAGAACUUCAGUGUCUCUGUCUACACUCGUCUUCCUGUUCCUGUCAUCAGCAGUAACUCUUCACAGUGUUCAUCUUCAUCAUCUUCAUCAUCAUCAUCUUGUUCGUUGAUGUGUUCGGUGGUGAACGUGGGUCAUGUGACUCUCUCCUGGUACAAAGGAAACAGUUUAUUGUCCAGCAUCAGUGUGUCUGAUCUCAGCAUCAAUCUCUCUCUACCUCUGGAGGUGGAAUAUCAGGAUAAAAACACCUACAGCUGUGUGAUCAACAACCCCAUCAGAAACCAGACCACACAUCUGAACAUCAGUCAGCUCUGUCACACGUGUUCAGACGUACACAUCCAUCAUUGUGCUACAGUUGAAGCUGUGAUCCGAUUGGUCGUCACUGCUCUGGUGGGCGUGGCCGCUGCAGCUGCUGCUGUUCUUCUCAUCAACGACAUCAGAUCUUCAAAAGAUUAACUAAUUCCUUCGGUAUUUGCUAACAGGUUACGGAAAGGGUUAAAUAACAAUCAGUAAAUAUCAAACAGGCUUUCUAAAAGAUUUUCACAAAACUGAUAAUAAUAGGUUUAGACUGGGAAUGAAGAAGAUGGUGAACAUUAAUUUUUGUUUAAAGCUAAAAGUCUUUCAUAUACACAUGUGUAUAUGAAAUACUUUUAGCUUGGUUUCGGAGCCAAGUCAUAAAGUGCCUUAGAGUCAAAAAGGUUUUGAAUUCUGUAUUUUAACGUAGUCUUUUUAACUUUGAUGGCCGGUAAAUGCUGUGUGAAAAAUAACUACUGAGCUUUUGCUGAAUGAUUGCUGAAUCUUGGCCUUCAACAUUUUAGUAUUCUUUGUACAUAUUGGUGUAAGAUUUCAUAAUAGAUACCUGUGUUUAUCUCUUUUAUAUUACUUUUUAUAUUCUCUCAUUUCAUUGGUCACCGUCAUAUCUUACGUGUCUUGUAUUUACGAGUACGCUUGAAAUAUAGUAAUACCUGAUGAAUUUAUGCUGGUCAAGAUUUAUAACUAUGAAGCUGGUUUUAUUUUGAUAUAUAUAUAUAUUAUAAUACAAUGAAAUGUGAUAAUUGCCAAUAAAAACAAGUCUGAUUCUCU